CUUCUCCAAUCCAUACUUUUGUAAAACCAUGGGCAGCAGCAGCGACACUGGCGCUUUGCUUUUGCAGCGACAACUUCAAGAGCUCAACCGACACCCCAUCGAGGGCUUCUCUGCCGGCCUCGUCGACGACAGCGACAUCUUCAAGUGGGAAGUCAUGAUCAUUGGUCCUCCAGACACGCUCUAUGAGGGCGGCUUCUUCAAGGCCCAUCUGAUCUUCCCGCGAGAAUACCCGCAUCGCCCACCAAAGAUGACCUUCAUCUCAGAGAUAUGGCAUCCCAACGUCCACCACAACGGAGACGUCUGCAUCUCAAUUCUGCACGAGCCCGGCGAAGACAAGUACGGCUACGAGAAGGCGUCCGAGCGAUGGCUGCCAGUCCACACGGUCGAAACCAUCUUGCUCAGCGUUAUUUCCAUCCUGUCCGACCCGAACGACGAGUCGCCGGCCAAUAUUGACGCUGCCAAGGAGUGGCGCGAAAACCGCGACGCCUUCCGAAAGAAGGUUCAACGCUGUGUGCGCAAGAGCCAAGAGGCCGAGUGAUUUUUUCAACCUUUUGCUUUUUGCAGUUGUGAAUACCAAAGUAGCGCGCACUGUUGACACUUGGAAUCUGUUUUGGUUUUUCUCCUGCAUCUGUUGUUAUUGUGUAUUUUGCUUUCUUUCGAUUUGGGCUGCCGUGCUUCAAGUCGUUUCUUUGAUCAUUAUACACCCCCUUCUUUAGAACAAUGCAAUGUUGGCACUCUUG
Molecule: messenger RNA, 740 nt
Organism: Capsaspora owczarzaki ATCC 30864
Lineage: Eukaryota; Filasterea; Ministeriida; Capsasporidae
Product: ubiquitin-conjugating enzyme E2
Exons: 4
Coding region: 29-538 (169 amino acids)
Biological process (GO): protein polyubiquitination; proteasome-mediated ubiquitin-dependent protein catabolic process
Molecular function (GO): ubiquitin conjugating enzyme activity
Source: RefSeq, a predicted model, not a curated record